This is a messenger RNA of Uloborus diversus, 4133 nucleotides long. RefSeq names its product protein sprint-like (gene spri). Gene Ontology annotation, molecular function: small GTPase binding; guanyl-nucleotide exchange factor activity. The coding region runs from base 55 to 3975 and encodes 1306 amino acids. NCBI's taxonomy places the organism in Eukaryota, Metazoa, Arthropoda, Arachnida, Araneae, Uloboridae. The transcript has 19 exons. Gene Ontology annotation, cellular component: cytosol; endocytic vesicle. The record is from RefSeq and is a predicted model, not a curated record. Gene Ontology annotation, biological process: signal transduction; vesicle-mediated transport.
UGAUGCUGCAGGACUUAUUUCCUGAUGCUAUUCCGUCGCCUCUGAGAGAAGAAUAUGGACUUACGGACGACAUCGCGUUGGACCAUGAAUCCUUUGCAAACCAUGCCUCCUUGCUGGAGCAGUUCAUGCGAGGCGCUGGACCGUCGGACGCCUCCUUCCUGUGCGGGCCUGAGCAGCAGGGGGCGUGCGGCGAGUACCGAAGCAGUAAGUCCCUGUUUGCGGAGACCCCCACCUCUGACAGCUGCGACGUCUUCUAUGGUUAGCAGCUCCUCUGUGAGCUCUGUCCAGGAAACAUCGGAUGGAGACAGUAGUCACACGAGUGGCAGCUUUGCCCCAUGUGACAUCGGUUUGCUCGAGAGGCUGAUCCGUACUCACCCUAUCUGGUUCCUCCCCGGAAUUGGAAGAGCUGGUGCUGUUCAUUUGUUACAAGGCAAAGAUGUAGGGAACUUUAUAGUGCGUCAAUCAAGCAAGCCCAAUACAAUGGCCCUGUCUGUUCGACUGCCAGAAAAUAAAGGUCCCUAUGUGGAGCACUACUUAAUUGAGACUGUUGGUGAUGCUCAGUUGCGUCUGGAAGGCUCCGACAACAAUUUUCACGCCAUCCCUAUGUUGGUAGCUCAUUAUUGUCAGUGCUGUGAUGAAUUACCAGUGCAACUAACAUUGUCAGCACCUCUUGCUCAAGCUGGCUCUAGGCAAGAACUUUCUUCUCUAGCUCUCCUGGGUCAAGAUUUCUGGCUUUCCAGUCUAGUCCACAGCCCUUCAACGGCUCCUCCAGUGGGUCCAUUCCUUGGCUCAGGACCUUCUGAAAAUGUACCUUCACAUUCCACAUUUAAGCCAGGACUCAGCACGCGAAAUGGAGCUUCUCCACCUACGACCUUAACUCUUCCUAAUUGUGAGAACCCUGCAGAUAUCAGUUCUCCAAGCAGCAGCUCCCCGCCACCACCAGUAGCACCAAAGCAUCAGAGUCACACAGCCCCACCACCUCCACCACCACGCUCAUUCUUGACCUCUAGGACAUCUUCCUGUGCCAACUUACCAGCACCACCACCACCUUGCAUGAGCUCAGAAACAUCUCCCGAUGUCUCAUCUCCGAGCAGCAACAACGAGUGUCAGGACCAGUGUAAUUCAAUAAAUGGUGAAGGGGAAGUAACCGGUGUAAAACCAGAAGAUCAUGAAAGCAAAAAGAACGAGAAGAAAAUUCCUCGUGUUGCUCAUUACAAACAAUCUAAUAUUGCCGAUUUAUCCACUACUUAUUAUAAAAGCAGCUUAUCUGAUAAAAUCAGUGAUUAUGAAGAUAUUUGGGGGAACACUGGUUUGAAAGAAGGUGAGAAAAAGGCAAAGCUAAAGUCUUUCCAGUCAGCUGAAAAUAGGCAGUCAGAUUACCUUGAAAACCUAAAAUCUAAAAAUUAUGAUCUUUUCCAAAGGCAGCAAAGUGAUAGUAUUCUCGCUACAAAUCUCCGUUACAUGUCUUCGCAAGGCACACAAACUGAAAUUGCUCCAGUGAUGCUGUUUGGUUCUGAAAACAUGCAGAAUCAAACAGAAACUGAAGGUUCCAUUUUAAUUCAGAAUGAAUCUUCACAAGAAGAAGGUGAACAUUUUUCUAGUCCAUUUUACUCUGAGCCCGUCGACUCUUUACCUCUUGAGUUAGAUUUAACAAGGACUGCUGCUUUUCCAGAUGUAGAUUCUUUGCAACAUAGACUUUUUAAUCACAGAUUUUCAGAUCCCAAUUUACAUUGGCCACAGAAUGCGUCCUGUCGAAAGAUAGAGGCUACACUCGAUGAAGAACGAAUGGCUAGUCUGUCUUCAAGUGUGGACAAUAUUAAAGGUUUAGGACCUUCACCACAGCACAGAAAGCAGCAAAACAUUGCUCUUUCAACACAGUGGGUCCAAGAACUUAAUCAACGUAUUUCAUCUCAUUGCCCGAAGAAGGACAGUCAGACGCAGGUGUCAAUACAUGACUUAAAAAGUGACAAAAAAUCUUCCUCUCCAAAGAAGUCCAAGAGCCGCUCUCAAAGCAACAAUGCUUGGCCCCUAGAUUCUUCUUGGGAGUGGAUGGCACAUGACGAUAGCAGCAGUGAUGAAAACGAUGUGAUAUCGGGAACUCCUGAAUCUAAAUUCCCUCUGCAUUUGAGCUAUAAGGAUGCAGAUAGCCAGCUCGGUGAUACAACGACAGUCGAAGACCUCAUCGCAUUGCGUUCUCCGGAACUAGCGCUUCCAAACAUUAGGCCUUUGACUCAGAGCAACGUGAUGCGUGCGUCGGAAUACGAUAAUCUUGACCGUCCACCACCCGAUGUAGAACAAGAUGUAGCGGAUAGGCAACGUGUCAGCGAACUCACAGAUGAUGCCGCCACUGAAUUUUCCGAACCUUGGGAUAGCCUUAGAUGGGAAAGGUUAUUGAGGUUGAUGAUUCCUGAGACGGAUAUUUUGGGAGAUGAUGACACUUUGCAAAGAGAGAAGAUAGAAAAUCAAAAGAAUUACAUUUUAGAAUUCAACAAAAGGAACGAAAUAGGGUGUGAAGAAACUCCUCAUACAGUAGGCUUUGAAGAUAACGAGAGUAAUUCGACCGUCAGUGCAUAUAGUGAUGUUACCAGUGAUGGUGUAGAUGAUACUUCUGCAUCUGAUUAUCCACCUGCAGAUCUAGAUCGAUACAGAAAUAAAAGCUUCGAAGAACGUCUCGAACCUUUGCUUGCUGCUCAAAGAGUUACUGCACUGAGGAAUCGUAGUAUAUCAAGGAUUGGAGAAAAUAUUAGGCAUUAUAUAUUUCGGCUAGCUGAUGAAAGGGAUAAUACAUUUGCCAAAUCUAUUGAACAUUUCAUUCAGUGUACAAAAGAAAGCAAUGAAACUAAGCCUGCUGUUGUGAUGAGAAAUAUUCGACAGUUUAUGAGUGGUAUUAAAAACUAUCUUUUAAAACAUGGUGAAGGACGCUUUGAAAAUUUACUCCAAGAAGAAAGAAGCAAGCUAAGGUCAGACGAAUUUCUUGACAUUGAUGCUGUGAUUGAAGAUUCUCUUCAUAAGCUGGUUAUAAAACCUCUCAAAGCGUUUAUUUAUCAGCUUUUUGUAAAUGAAUACACUAGGAAUGGAUCAUUAAAAUUACUCUCAGAUAACAUUAAGUUUGCGCGCACAAAAACCCCUGAAGAGCUUGGAGUUCGACCUGAAUUCAAACUUCCUGAGGGUACAUCAUUAGAAGUGGUCAACCAUUUCCUCAAUAGGUUGCAGCAAGCAUAUUCACCUCUUAAGAAAUUAGAAAAUUUAUUGGCAGCAAUUUCCACCAUCUAUAACAGUGUUCAACAAGAUAAAAUUGCUCAAGGGAAAGAGCAUGUGUCUCUUGGUGCUGGAGAUUUUUUACCUAUCUUCAUUUGUGUCCUUGUUCGCUGCGGUCUGAUCGCUGCCGAAAUUGAAGCAGAUUACAUGUGGGGGCUACUUCAUCCAUCGCUCAUGGCCAGGGAAGGAGGGUAUUAUCUCACCACACUGAGUAGUGCAGUUCAUGUUCUGAAAAGUUUGCAAGCUUGCAGUCCCGAAUCUCCACCCAAUAGCAAUGGGAGCUCUUUUGAUAAUGUGCCAGGGGCAAGUUCUAGUGCUCGCUCUUAUGGCAUGGAUAUGGGCAGUCCAAGGUCUCAGCUGGGCUGCAAGACGCCAUCUCCUGAACCCAGACUUGCCUGUAUUGCUGACCUUCAGGGAUUUCUAAAAAUUAUGAUUCCAGAUGAGUUGACUGGCAGUAUUAUUUCAAAAACUCUUCCAAUUAAGCCAAAUAUGACAACUAAAGAAGUUGUUAAACUGAUUGCUCACAAAUUCAAUGUAACAAAUCCUCAGGAUUACUGUCUGUUUAAACUUGUUGAUGGUGAAGAAACUAUGCUUGGUGAUAGUGAGUGUCCACAAAUUAUUAAGGCUGACCUUAUGGCUGCUGGAUCCAAUUGUUUGUUUACGUACAAGCGCUGUGAUGCCAAAUUCAUUUGGCCAAUACUGGAGAAAUCAUCCUAACUUUUUAAAUGGAGUUUAAGAGAAGUAAAAAAGGAAACAUUUGUGAUUUGACCAAUUUCUAUAAUAUUUUUUGUUAAUAGUUUAGAUAUUUUCGAUUUACGUGUAUAGAAAACAUUGAUUUAGAUUCUCAUUAUGUAAAGCACUGUAUGUAAAGUUAU